AGGUGGCCUGGCGGUUUGGUCUGGAGCAGCUGAAACCGGUUUGAGCGGAGCCGCUUCCUGUAGCUUGGUGCUGCUGCGGGCUACCUGAGGGAGUGCUGGCGAGGUGCUGACGGCCGGUACCCGGCACCUGGGCCUGCGACACUGACUGUCGGGCGCGGCGUCGGUGGUGGCGCUGACCCGUGGACCCAGCAGCACGACAUCGUAAAAUAAAUCCAUCAGAAUGACACCUUCUCAGGUUACCUUUGAAAUAAGAGGAACUCUUUUACCAGGAGAGGUUUUUGCAAUAUGUGGAAGCUGUGAUGCUUUGGGAAACUGGAAUCCUCAAAAAGCUGUGGCUCUUCUUCCAGAGAAUGAAACAGGUGAAAGCAUGUUAUGGAAAGCAACCAUUGUACUCAGUAGAGGAGUAUCAGUUCAGUACCGCUAUUUCAAAGGGUGCUUUUUAGAACCAAAGACUAUCGGUGGCCCAUGUCAAGUCAUAGUUCACAAGUGGGAGACUCAUCUACAACCACGAUCAAUAACCCCUUUAGAAAGUGAAAUUAUUAUUGACGAUGGACAAUUUGGAAUCCACAAUGGUAUUGAGACUCUGGAUUCUGGAUGGCUGACAUGUCAGACCGAAAUCAGAUUACGUUUGCAUUAUUCCGAAAAACCUCCUGUCUCAAUAACCAAGAAAAAAUUUAAAAAAUCUAGAUUUAGGGUAAAGCUGACAUUAGAGGGUCUGGAGGAAGAUGAUGAUGAUAGAGUAUCUCCCACUGUUCUUCACAAAAUGUCAAAUAGCCUGGAGAUAUCCUUAAUAAGCGACAAUGAAUUCAAGUGUAGACAUUCACAGCCGGAGUGUGGGUAUGGCUUACAGCCUGACCGUUGGACAGAGUAUAGUAUACAGACAAUGGAACCAGAUAACCUAGAGCUAAUAUUUGAUUUUUUUGAGGAAGAUCUCAGUGAACAUGUAGUUCAGGGUGAUGCUUUUCCUGGACAUGUGGGUACAGCAUGUCUCUUAUCGUCCACCAUUGCAGAGAGUGGGAAGAGCGCUGGAAUCCUUACUCUUCCCAUCAUGAGCAGAAAUUCUAGGAAAACAAUAGGCAAAGUGAGAGUUGACUAUAUAAUUAUUAAGCCAUUACCAGGAUACAGUUGUGACAUGAAAUCUUCAUUUUCCAAGUAUUGGAAACCAAGAAUACCAUUGGAUGUUGGACAUCGAGGUGCAGGGAAUUCUACAACAACUGCUCAGCUUGCUAAAGUUCAAGAAAAUACUAUUGCUUCUUUAAGAAAUGCUGCGAGUCAUGGUGCAGCCUUUGUAGAAUUUGAUGUACAUCUUUCAAAAGAUUUUGUGCCUGUGGUGUAUCAUGAUCUGACUUGUUGUUUGACUAUGAAAAAGAAAUUUGACGCUGAUCCAGUUGAAUUAUUUGAAAUUCCAGUGAAAGAGUUAACAUUUGACCAACUCCAGUUGUUAAAGCUCACUCAUGUGACUGCAUUGAAAUCUAAAGAUCUGAAAGAAUCUAUGGUUGAAGAAGAAAAUUCCUUUUCUGAAAAUCAGCCAUUUCCUUCUCUUAAGAUGGUUUUAGAAUCUUUGCCAGAAGAUGUAGGGUUUAACAUAGAAAUUAAAUGGAUCUGCCAACAAAGGGAUGGAAUGUGGGAUGGUAACUUAUCAACAUAUUUUGACAUGAAUCUGUUUUUGGAUAUAAUUUUAAAAACUGUUUUAGAAAAUUCUGGGAAGAGGAGAAUAGUAUUUUCUUCAUUUGAUGCAGAUAUUUGCACAAUGGUUCGGCAAAAGCAGAACAAAUAUCCUAUAUUAUUUUUGACUCAGGGGAAAUCUGAUAUUUACCCUGAACUCAUGGACCUCAGAUCUCGGACAACUCCCAUUGCAAUGAGCUUUGCACAAUUUGAAAAUCUACUGGGGAUAAAUGCACAUACUGAAGACCUACUCAGAAAUCCGUCCUAUAUUCAAGAAGCAAAAGCUAAGGGACUGGUCAUAUUUUGCUGGGGCGAUGAUACCAAUGAUCCUGAAAACAGAAAGAAAUUAAAGGAAUUUGGAGUUAAUGGUCUAAUUUAUGAUAGGAUAUAUGAUUGGAUGCCUGAACAGCCAAAUAUAUUCCAAGUGGAGCAGUUGGAACGCCUGAAGCAAGAAUUACCAGAGCUUAAGAGCUGUUUGUGUCCUACUGUUAGCCGCUUUGUUCCCUCAUCUUUGUGUGGGGAGCCUGACAUUCUUGUGGAUGCCAAUGGCAUUGAUAAUGUGGAGAGUGCUUAGCGUUUACUGGGUGGAGACCAUUUGGGGCAUGCACCGCUAUUCUGGGUAUUCACUUUUCAUCACUAAGCACUGUUUAUGCCUUUUAGGUUUUCAGUCCAAUGAAGCAAUAAUGAAGUAUUUUCUAUUUCAUUACGGUUCUUGCUAGAAUUUCAAGUAUGCUAUUUAAAUCACUUGGCCAGGUAUAAUUACCAGUCAGUCUCUUUACAAUGAGAAUAUUUAUUUGUUGGUAAAUACUUUAAAUAUGUAAAUGGAUAAUGUUAAACAUAGAUUUUGGAAUUAGCUAUAUAAAUAUCUCAUAUUUACACUUACUACAGCUUUUUAUUUGAUCAGGUCAGAAAUACUUAGCACUCAGAAGACCAUGACUAUGCAUAAUUAUACCUGACCAUGGGAAAAAUAAGUACCUCAAAUGCAUGUAUUUGCACUGGUGAUUCCAACUGCACAAACCUUUGUGCCAUCUAUGUGUAUAAUGUAUUUUUCACAUGAAUUGACAUGCACACCAUUUUCAUUCAGUAUGAACCUUGAGGCUGCUGCCAUUUUCCCAUUUAACCAAACCAAUACCUAUGUAAAUAGCCUAAAGGUGAUCCUUGAAAACUUGUUUCAUAAAUCUUUCAGAAGUUAUUUUGCAUAAAUAUUAAAAUUCCAAAAAGCUGCAGGGUAACUUAAUGUACAAAAUAUUACAAGUAUGGAUUGCAGACUUCAUACAAUAGAUAAUAAUGUAUAAAUUCUAUUGAAUGCAUGCUUUCUGUUUUAAGCAUGAGACUACAUGUUUACUGUAAGUCCUUGCAUCUGUGGUGCUAGGUGAGUGUGAGAAGGUGUCAAGGACUGAAAAAAUAUUUUGUUGCCUAAAAAAAAAGGAAAAAAAAGUUGUCUGUAGGCAUGUUAAAUAUGCUUAAGUGUGUCUCUCACUACCUAUUACACACCAUUGCUUUGUGGAUUUGUUUUAUGUAUGUGUGUGUUGUACAGUAGAUAAAACCCUGUGCAAAAAAUAAAUGUCCUGAAUUCUCAUUGGUAUUCUUUAUUGGUUAAUGAAUAUCAUGCAUGUAAUUUAUUUAGAAAUGUAGAAGAUUCUACUGUAUGUGUAUGCGUAUUAUUAGGAUUAUAAAAAGGUUUCUUUCAUUAGAAGCAGAUUGUUUUGGCAUAACUAACUUAUGAGUGAAUGUUAAAUAAAAUACACAGAUUUAUUUUCUUCAUUAUAAAAUGAAAUUUCAAGAUGUUACUUGUGUAGAAUUGGUCCUUUACUAUUAUUAUGAGAUACUGGAAUUUAGUGUCCAACCUGAAAGGAUGGCUUAUUUGCAUACAGCUUUUACUUCAUGUAGGCAGUUUAUUCAUUACUGAUACGAUUUGGUAGUAGCUGAGAACCUAAAACUUGGGUUAUAUGUUGUAUCUUUACUUUUUUAAGCUGAGUAGUGCAGUUUUGGUCAGAUCUUAAUUGUGUGAAGAUAGGCUUUAAAAUCCUAUGGUACUGUUUGUAACACUGAUAUUUAAUGGAAAAUAGUUUAGGAAAUAGAGUUUUCUGCAGGGAUUUUAUAUACUUUUCUCAUGUUGAAAGAGAUUUUGCAACACUUUGUGUGGAAGUUAACUUGGUGUGAAUUAGGCACUUUUAGAAAACUUCUGAAAAAGAAUUACUUUUUUUGAUCUACAGACCUGGUAUAAUGCAGUUACCAUUACUUUAUGAUAACUUGAUUAGCCAUAUGUGUAUUUCUAGUCCUGUUUGUUGGCUCCUCCCCUGUGCCUUUUAGUUCCAGCUCCAUUUUGAAGACUUGCAGAUCAUGAAUGGAAAGAAGAGGAACAGGAAAGGAAGUGAUGUAGGGGUCAGUUUCCUCAACAGUACAAUUUGCUGAGUAGAGCUUACAGCCGCUGCUCGUGACAAGGACAGAACCUCACUGCUCAGUUUCUCCUGUCUCUUUCUGACCUUAUAAACACCAGGGUUAGUAGAUGAUUAACUCAUAGCUAGCAGUAGCUUCCCUUUUUAUAGGACUAAGUCCUGGCUUCCAUAUCACCAGCUGUUGCCCCAUAUACUCUGCUCUAGCUACACUGUGCCUGUGUCGGGCCCUCGCCAUGCCGUAUUCCCACACUGCUCCCUGUCUGUAGCCAUGUGCCUUGCCUGGAAGCCUUUUCUGCCCCUGAUACUUUCUCCCUGCUCACACUCAUUUCUCCUUUAGCCCUUCAUCGACCUCUCUGCUGCACCGUUGCCAAAACUUAGGAAGGGAUAAAUCCACCUUUUUUUACUCCAUGGCUGAAUGUUCAUUCCUUGAUCAUGUCAUGCAUCACGGUACAUUCUUGGUAGACACAGUUAAUGUUUGCCUCACCACGCUGCAGGCUCUUCAAGGGUAGGGACAUCGUUUUACAAAUUUUUAUUUCCAUAAUGCAUGGGGACAUAGUAGAAAAGAAGUGCUGGAGUUUUGAGGAUAAUAUAAUUUGUAUCAAAUGUACUUUUGAGUUAAGAGAUUUAAUUUACUAAGAAUGUAAACUUUGCGUUGGUUUACAUUUUGGCAGUGAGUUGGUUUACAUUUUGGCAGUUGGAAGAGUUUAUUAAUGUCAAUUUAAAAUGUAGAAGUAUAAUGUUAAAUUAUUUUUAUAUUUUUUUGGAAAUCGAGUGAAAUGUUUGAUAAAAUGCUGCCAUUGUUCUUUGAUUUUUUUCCAUUAUCUGGAAUUAUGUACUGUAACUGAAUGUAAAUAUGAGGAACACAGUUGUUCAUUCCUGUGUCAGUGGUGCCUGAGGGCUGCCACCGCCACCUGUUUACCUCUCUCCCAUUGCUCCUUGUGACAUUUGUCUUUCUUCUCCCCUCCGAAGCCCAUACUUAGGCCUACCUCAGCACCGCUUUCCUUGACUUCCUUCUGCGUUCAGCUCAGGUGCCACCUCCUCAAAAACCAUUCUUCUGCUUUUGAUCAGAAUCAUGAUGCAAACAAGUACAGCCAGCCUCUAAAUCUCACAGUUUUGCAGCUGGGGUAGUAAACCCAGACAAAUUAACUGACUUACUGGGUCGGGACUACAACUGGGCUUUAUGACUCCUAGUCCCAUGUUCUUGGACAAUGCUGCCCUCUGAAGUUUUGUGGCGUUUGUUAGCAUAUGCUUUCUUGUAGUCCCACUUUUUAUGUGCCUGUUCUAUUUCCCUUACAAGAUUGUAAGCCCCUUAAGGGCAAGGACCUCUUUGCAUUUCUAGCACUACAUAGUGUUCUAUACUUAGAUAUGAACUAGAUGAAUAAAUGGUGGAGACUACAAUCCUAGUUUCCUAACUCA
Messenger RNA from Capra hircus (goat), 5480 nucleotides. RefSeq names its product glycerophosphocholine phosphodiesterase 1 (gene GPCPD1). The coding region runs from base 221 to 2239 and encodes 672 amino acids. The record is from RefSeq and is a predicted model, not a curated record. Gene Ontology annotation, molecular function: glycerophosphocholine phosphodiesterase activity; starch binding. Gene Ontology annotation, biological process: glycerophospholipid catabolic process. Lineage: Eukaryota; Metazoa; Chordata; Mammalia; Artiodactyla; Bovidae. The transcript is spliced from 20 exons.